CGAGGGGGUGUGAACAAUCCCACAAGUGAACCUGAAGUGUGUCAUCCGUCAGACGGUAGAUGUCUCUGUAGUCCAUACAGCUGACUCCCUGCUGUCUUCAUGGACCCAGCCGCCAUUUUGAAAAGCAAACCGUUCACAGCACACCCGUUUUGAGUACAGGAACUAUGCCGCGGGGCCGGCCUCGCAAACUGAACCUAGACAGGGAGGACAAGCCAGGUUUCAGUGAUGGAGCGAAGGAGAAGAAGUGCACAAUCUGCUCCCAGAUCUUCAGUAAAGAAGGCAAGCUGCAGAAGCAUCUUCGUGAGCACGAGCUCAAUGAUAAGCCUCAUCGCUGUGACCAGUGCCCACAAACGUUUAAUGUGGAGUUCAAUCUCACGCUACACAAGUCCACACACACCACRUCUGACUUCACCUGCCCUGUUUGCAAUAAAAAGUUCUCCCGUAUCGCAGGCCUCAAGUCCCACGUCAUGCUGCACAAAAAAGAGGAGAACCUUAUCUGCUCAGAGUGCGGAGAUGAGUUCGUUCUUCAGAGUCAGCUCUCUCUGCACCUGGAGGAGCACCGGAAGGAGCUCUCCGACAUCAGGGUGUACAUCUGCAAAACCUGUGGCAAAGAGCUCAAGACGUUCGCAGAAUUCAGAGAGCACACCAAGGGUCACAUCAAGAUGAGGGCACUAUCCAAUAGUUCCAGAAACUACAAGAAAAACAUAGAUCGGAGUGGGUUCACAAACAGCUGCCAUCACUGUGGAAAGGCUUUCAAAAAGCCCAGCCAGCUCGUCAGACACAUCCGAAUACACACAGGUGAAAGACCCUACAAGUGCACACACUGCAACAAGGCCUUCAACCAGAAGGUGGUGCUGCAGACUCACAUGGUGAAACACACGGGAGAGAAACCUCACCUCUGCAUGUUCUGCCCUGCAUCUUUCUCCCAGAAGGGGAACCUUCACUCUCAUGUUCAGAGGGUUCAUUCUGAGACUAAAGGUGUACCUCUGUUCCCGUGCAUGGACUGCAGCUGUGUGUUUAAGAAGUUGGGGAGUCUGAAUGCCCACAUCAGCAAGAUGCACAUCUCUGUAAUUGAGGUGCCCUCCAGCAAUCCGGAGACUGAGAUACCAGGUCAGACUGCAGGGGCAUCAGAGGGUGGUGAGGGGGUGACAGAUGUCAUCCAGCAGCUCCUGGAGCUGUCAGAGCAGGUCAGCGGGGAGACGGCCCAGCCUCCGCCUCCAGAGACAGCCAUUGCCAUGGAAACUGCUAUCAACCAGGACAUCCUGCAGCAAGCUUUGGAGAACAGCGGACUGAAUGUUGUCCAGCCACAGAGCGACACCCCAUCCAGAGAGCCGCAGAAUCAGAACACCGAGGYCGCAGCUGCAGAGAGCAAGAAAGAGCAGGUUCCAGACAAAUCACCAAGGGAGAAAAAGAGGAGCAUUUUCAAGAAACCUAUACAAAUGCCUGGCUCAAUCAGGGAGGAGGACGGUGUUCGCUGGCAUGGCUGCCCGUACUGCUCCAAAGAGUUCAAAAAACCAAGUGACCUUGUUCGCCACAUCCGCAUCCACACCCACGAGAAGCCWUUCAAGUGCAAACAGUGUUUCAGAGCAUUUGCUGUGAAGAGUACUCUCACGGCACAUAUGAAAACACACACUGGUAUUAAGGCCUUCGAGUGUCAGUGCUGUUUGAARUGUUUCUCCACUUCAGGCAGCAUGAAAGUACACAUGCGGCUGCACACAGGUAUGCGACCUUUCCCUUGUCCUCACUGUGAAAAGGUCUUUCGUACAUCCGGCCACAGGAAAACRCACAUUGCUUCUCACUUCAAAAGCUCUCAGCUGAAGAAGAACAAAUUUCCACGCAAAACCCACAAAACCAAAGCRUCCAAAAGCGUCUUACCUGUUCCUGAUAUCCCCUUACAGGAACCCAUCCUCAUCACUGACUAUGGUAUGAGUGCUGGUCACAUACAGGAGAAAGGCCGUACAAAUGUAUUCAGUGCAGUCGUGGUUUUGCCUCAUCAGGAGUCCUCAAAGCUCACAUCCGGACCCACUCAGGCCUGAAGGCAUACAAGUGUGUCAUAUGUAACACAACAUUCACAACCAGUGGAAGCCUGCGGCGCCACAUGACUACUCACAGUGACCUUCGCCCUUACAUGUGCCCCUACUGUCAGAAGACUUUCAAGUCAUCACCUAACUGUAGGAAGCACAUGAAGACGCACAGGUAUGAAUUGGCACAGCAGCUGCAACCACAGUCUGGUGAGGAUCCCUUAGGAGCAGGUGCUGUGGCCCAUGAUAUGCCAGUGGAAAUGGAGGCAGAGUCCCUCCCACAGGCCUCUGCUGCCACAUCAGAGCAGCAAGACAUUCUGGAACUGGGCCAGGCAGAAGUUGUGAAUGGAGACCAGCAAGUGACACUGGAGGCUCCUCUGACCAACCAGCCACUAGUUCCAGAUGAAGUGACAGACUCAUAUGUGACAACACAACACUCUUUGCCUCAGAAUAUCAGCCAGUUUGAAACACCAGCACUUCCUCAGUCUGCAUUUGACCAACAAGCGCUAACACAAGGCUUCACCAUGACUGAACCAAGCUACAAUCAGACUCAUUUUUCCACGGUUCAGCAGCUGCAGGAUUCCAGCACUCUGGAGUCCCAGGCUCUUUCCUCCAGCUAUCAUCCCCCAAACUUACUGCACGUUCCCAGCACAGAAGUGACAAAUGGGCUACUUCAGCAGAGCAGUCAAAAUGAUCUCCAGCUGUCAACAGAAACUCCAAACUACCAGGAAGACAGUGAAGACAACACAAAGAGAACUUACAGGUGCAGCUGGUGCCCUAAAGGUUUCAAAAAGUCUAGCCAUCUGAAGCAGCACAUCCGAUCCCACACAGGAGAGAAACCAUACAGCUGUGAUCUCUGCGGAAGGGGUUUUGUUUCAGCUGGAGUCCUCAAGUCUCACCUCAAUACUCACACAGGAGUGAAACCAUUU
This is a messenger RNA of Austrofundulus limnaeus, 2950 nucleotides long. RefSeq names its product zinc finger protein 236. The record is from RefSeq and is a predicted model, not a curated record. NCBI's taxonomy places the organism in Eukaryota, Metazoa, Chordata, Actinopteri, Cyprinodontiformes, Rivulidae. Gene Ontology annotation, molecular function: RNA polymerase II cis-regulatory region sequence-specific DNA binding; DNA-binding transcription factor activity, RNA polymerase II-specific. Gene Ontology annotation, biological process: regulation of transcription by RNA polymerase II. Gene Ontology annotation, cellular component: nucleus.